AUGGCCGUAGUAAAGGUCAAGGUAAAGCGACGUCGACCAGAAGUGUCGUUCAUUCUUGGAGGUAUUCUGGAAGCGAGAAUAUAUAAGGAGAAGGAACUCCCUGCUGGACCAUCCUCUGCAUGUGAGCAAGAAGAUCAGAAAUACUGCGAUAAGAUGCGGAGACCGAUCAUGAGGCCGAGGAGGAUUGAAAGCAUCGCGAUUGACUGGCUACUUUCGGCUGCCAGUUUUGGCUGA
This is a messenger RNA of Aspergillus nidulans FGSC A4, 234 nucleotides long. RefSeq lists its product as uncharacterized. The record is from RefSeq and is a predicted model, not a curated record. Bases 1 to 234 code for a protein of 77 amino acids. Lineage: Eukaryota; Fungi; Ascomycota; Eurotiomycetes; Eurotiales; Aspergillaceae. The transcript has 4 exons.